Messenger RNA from Cuscuta epithymum, 465 nucleotides. The record is from the annotation of a GenBank genome assembly. NCBI's taxonomy places the organism in Eukaryota, Viridiplantae, Streptophyta, Magnoliopsida, Solanales, Convolvulaceae.
AUGAAGAUGAAGAUGAGGAUGACAUGGAAGCUCUCUUGGCUGAGCUUGGUCAGAUAAAAAAAGAAAGGGCAGAUGAAAAAAUGAGAAAAGAACGGCAACAACUAGAAGAAGAUCUCAAAGCCAAGGAAGCAGAACUCUUAAGAGGAAAUCCUCUCAUAAACCAGCCAACAUCCUUUAAUGUGAAGAGAAGGUGGGACGAUGAUGUGGUCUUCAAGAACCAGACUAGGGGAGAAACAAAAGCUCAGAAGCGCUUUAUCAAUGACACCAUUCGGAAUGACUUCCAUCGCAAGUUUCUGCACAAAUAUAUGAAAUGAUAUCACAGAUUCCAUGCUUGUACAAUCCUCUUUGUUUAAAUGAAUGUGAUUAAUUCGCAAUUUGAGCUUGCCAAGGACAUGUCAUCACUAGUUUACUAUUAUGGGGUAGUCUAAAUGGGGAAAAGAAUUACUUUAAAUAAACAUUUACGCA